Molecule: messenger RNA, 1538 nt
Organism: Drosophila takahashii
Lineage: Eukaryota; Metazoa; Arthropoda; Insecta; Diptera; Drosophilidae
Gene: Orc4
Product: origin recognition complex subunit 4
Biological process (GO): DNA replication initiation; DNA replication
Cellular component (GO): nucleus; nuclear origin of replication recognition complex
Molecular function (GO): DNA replication origin binding; ATP hydrolysis activity
Source: RefSeq, a predicted model, not a curated record
UUGGCGCGCAUUGUUUUGUGCGUCCUUCUUUUAAACUCCAGAAAUCAGGGAGUUGCAGAGCCAGAAAUGCCGGAGGGAAAUGCGGAGCUGGCCGAGAUAAGGCGCUUCCUGAAGGAGCGCCUGCAGCGGGACUACAUCACCUUGCGGGGCUACGCGGAGGAGCGCUCCAAUGUGCGACAGCUGCUGAAGCGCACGGCGGAAAUGGGUGAAUCCAACUCCUUGCUGCUCAUUGGACCACGAGGAUCCGGCAAGACGACGCUCAUCAACGCCGUGCUGGCGGAUCUGCUGGCCAACAAGGCGUUUGUGGAGAACACACUGAUCGUGCAUCUGGAUGGAAAUCUCCACACGGACGACCGCCUGGCCCUCAAGUCCAUCACCGUGCAGAUGCGGCUGGAGAACGCCGCCGAUGGGCGCGUGUUCGGCUCCUUCGCCGAGAACCUGGCCUUCCUGCUGCAGUGCCUCAAGGCGGGCGGCAAGCAGUCGAAGAGCGUGGUCUUCAUCCUCGAGGAGUUCGACCUGUUCUGCGCCCACCACAACCAGACGCUGCUCUACAACCUCUUCGACGUCUCCCAGUCCGCCCAGGCGCCCAUCUGUGUACUCGGAGUCACCUGCCGCCUGGACGUGAUCGAGCUGCUGGAGAAGCGGGUCAAGUCGCGCUUCUCGCACCGGCAGGUCUUCCUGUUCCCCAACUCGGAGCGCUUCGAGGAGUACGUGGACCUGUGCCGGGAUCUCCUCUCCAUUCCCAGUGACAAUGCACUUUUGCAGGCAGCGGAAAGGGUGCUAAAUCUUGAGAAGAUCCACUCGGAGGUGCUUAGCUUCACGCGCAAUCACUUUGAUCCGGCGGACUUUAGUUUCGUGCCCAGAACCCGCGAAGCCUGGAAUAAAGAGGUAGCCAAAGUGCUGGCCACCCAGCAGGCCAGACGCACCCUGAAGGCGCUCUACGACUUCGACAUCAGCGAGGCCUUCCUCAAGAGCUUCCUCUUCCGCCUGGUGGCCCAACUGCGGCCCCAAUGCCCCCACAUCACCGCCGAAAGAAUGGCUGCGCUGGGCGCGCAGUUCGAGGGCGACGACAAGAUCGAGCUGCUCUGCGGACUGUCGGUCCUCGAGCUCUGCCUCAUCAUCGCCAUCAAGCACCACUCGGAGAUCUACGACCGCGAUCCCUUCAACUUCGAGAUCAUCUUCACCCGCUUCUCCAAGUUCGCCAAGGUGUCCACCACGAUGCAGGGCGUGGAGCGCUCGAUCGUGCUGAAGGCCUUUGAGCAUCUGCGCAUCGGGGAGCUGAUCAUGCCGAUCGCCGGAGGCAGUGGCGCCGGCGUGGGCAAGGUGCAGAAGGAGUUCGAGAUGCACAAGUUGGCGCUGACCUACGGGCAGAUUCAGCAGGCGGUGCAGCGGUACCAGGCGCUGCCCACGGAGGUGGCCCAGUGGGCGCAAAGUUCCCUCAUCUAGCAGUCUCUCGUUCGCUUGAAUUCAUUCCUUAAUUGUUUUAUUUAUUUAUUAUUCGAAAUAAAGUUGAAGCCUAAUUGUUUUAAAAUUUGAAU